UUGCAUUUUGGGAGAUUACUUGAAAGUGUUCAUGCACUUAGAAGGUGUCAGCGUGAACGAAUAUACACCCUGGGAGACUCUGCUGUGCGGAGGAUUCGCUGACAUUCCGGCUAUACUUUAUUCUUCUGGUUCAGUGCUAGUACUCGAGUUCCAUUCCAGUCCAUAUACAGCGAAUUCCAGUGGAUUUUUGGGAACGUUUAGGUUUCUGGAAAAAAAAUUGUUUCGAACAGACGGCUGGAAGUUGCCCAGUACGGCUUGUGACUACGAGUUUUACAGUUCGGACCAUUCGCCGCUUUAUGGAAAAUUCUAUUCUCCACGGUUUCCAUCCAGCUAUCCUAAGAACAUUAGAUGUACUUACAAGUUCCAAGGCAGGUACAAGGAACGAGUUCGAAUAAUCUUCGAAGAAGUUGCGCUGCAGAAGGGCGAUAUCAGUUGUUUGAACAGAGCAGACAUCAUUCGAGUUUUCGACGGCAGCACAUCGUCCGAUCCAUCGAUAAUACUUCUCUGCAACGAAAAUUCACAAAUUGAAAUACUUUCAACCGGUUCGGACCUCUUCAUUGAAUUCGUAGCGAAUUCCGACAACCCCGGACGAGGAUUCAAAGGAAAAUUUCAGUAUCAACCUAGCGAUAAUAUAGUAGAUAGUCGAACUCCUGGUCAUCUAGGUCAACUUUCACAAUCUAUAGAGACUGAACCUAACGUAAGAGAAACACGAUCAAGUUGUGAUGUAGCAAUAAGUAGCGACACUAGUAGAAACGGCACUAUAACGAGUCCGUCGUACCCUUCGCCGUAUCCUGCGAAAACGACGUGUACUUACGAAUUUCAAGGUAGAGGAAAGGAACGAGUACAGGUUGUCUUCCAGGACUUCAGUUUAUACAUUCCUAACGGAAACUCUAAAAAUUGUGAUAAUUCGGAUUCGUUAAGUAUCUUUAUUCACAUCGAUGGUCGAAUAGAGAAGAUUGACAAAUUUUGUGGUACAAAUUUGCCCAAACCCGUAAUGUCAAACGGACCACGAUUAAAAUUGGAAUUUGAGAGUUUCUACACUUCCAGAUAUUCCAGAGGAUUCAAAGCAACGUAUGCUUUUAUGGAAAAUUUUGGAAUAAAAACUGGUAGCCAGUUGUCUACUUACCCAUGUGCCUUCGAAUUUAACAGUAAUGAGUCGAGAGACGGACACUUUUCCAGUCCGAAUUAUCCCGGCUUGUAUCCCAGAGACACAGAGUGUCAUUAUUUUUUUAACGGUAACAUGUCAGAACGAAUUCGACUGCAUUUCAACUACUUCGACGUGGAAGGAGUUUUACCAUGUGAAGCGGUAUCUGCUAGCGACUACGUAGAAUUUUCAAAUUAUAUAUCGAGAGAUAGAAAAUUUUCGAGAUAUUGCGGCCAAUUAAAGGAAUUCGAUGUAGAAUCCGAUAGACACUUUUUCAGGGUAACUUUUCGAUCCAACGACCGCCUCGACGGCACUGGAUUCAACGCCACCUAUCGGUUCGUGGUCGGAAAAGAGGGUAAUAGCAAAAAAACAACCAAUAAUAUCAAUUCAUCGACUUGGGAAAAAGGUACUUGCCUUUUGGUACUCUUCUGCAUAAUUUCAAUGACCAAAAUUACUACAUAAUCAUACACGAAAAUAAACAGGGAACACUGAGCAAUAUUUUUUCAUAAAUCAAAUCAUUUGGUUUCAAAUCAAACGUAAAACACGUAAUUUGUAAUAUAUUUAUUUCAGAAACGAAUUAACGUGAAGGAAGACUGUACAUAUAAAUAUUUAUGUUAUGUUUGUCUGUUUAAAUUUGUACCUAAAUAGUAAUAUAGUGUUUUAUAAAAAUCGUUUUAAUAAGUUUUUAAUAAUAUGACGUCAUGUCAAGUUGAAAUUACUGAUCGCCAAAAAAUGCCUAGAAAAAUUAUUUGACAAGAAAAUGACAGAUGACAGUUUGUAAAUAAAGAUGAAAAAACUAUUUGUAUUUAUUUGAAUGCUGAAUACUAAUUUCUAGAAAAAAUAAGUUAUAACUGAAGUAUUUAUCCAUAUUCGAUGAAAUUUCAAUACGAAACUACUUUAGUUUUUAUAUCAAAGCAUGCCUGCAGAAAAUAUUCAAUACUCUGAGAAAUAUACCGAUGAAAAAUAUGAAUACCGACACGUAAUUCUGCCUCCAGAUUUGGCCAAAUUAGUUCCUAGGCCGCAUCUCAUGACAGAGACUGAGUGGAGAAAUUUAGGGGUGCAACAGAGUCCAAAUUGGGUGCAUUAUAUGUUACACACGCCUGAACCUCAUGUAUUACUAUUCCGAAGAGCAUUGAGAGCUAACGCGCACCAUGAAUAUUAGGAAAAUAAAGUUUUUCUAUUUUGAAACUAAUGUGAAUUAAAUGUACCUAAUUUAAAUAUAUAAAUAAUAAUUUUCAUCUAUUAGACAAUUGACAACAUUUAAAUGAGUUAUAAAACUUUAUAGGAUACAAACUAAGAAAGUUAAAAUAUAUAAAUAAGAAGAUAUAUAUAACAAAAUAUGAAUAAAAUGAAAAUAUACAUCAAUUAUAUAAUAUUUGUAUAGCUCUUUUAAGAGCAGAAAGAGAGUUAUGGACAAUAUUAAUAUUUCGAUGAUGAUAGCUAAAUGUAAAAUUUUGAAUAUUGUUUAAUUUUGUCUAUAGUGGUAUACGAAAUACUUUAACAUUCCAUGUACAUAUUUCAUUUACUUUAAUAGUUUGGAAUUUGAUAUAAUACCAUUUAAAAUUUUGCAUGUUUAAUUGGAGAAUAUUUUUCCAACUCAGUUUAUGCUUAUUUUGAAAUCACUAAUCUGCAAAAGUUUUUGUUGUAUCUUCUCAAUGUAAUUAAUGCAAGUAAUAUAAUUGGGAGACCAGACAUACUACUUUUAACCCAAUGAUGGACACUGAACAACACGAAUACAAUUGAUGAACUUUGGAGAGGUAAGGACUUUUUUAGCUCCCCCAAAGAUAAAUACAUGUAUCACAUUUUUGUCUUAUUUGCUACAUUUCAAUAAUUUAUGUAUUACAUUUUACAUUGCUGGAUAAUAACUAGACAAAUAAAGAGUUUUGCUG
Psylliodes chrysocephalus is the source of this 3033-nucleotide messenger RNA. NCBI's taxonomy places the organism in Eukaryota, Metazoa, Arthropoda, Insecta, Coleoptera, Chrysomelidae. The record is from the annotation of a GenBank genome assembly.